AUUUGGGGAUAGGGAGAUGCUGGCAUAGGCCUUAGGAGGAGUAAGGGAGUUUGCUUGUUAGGCAGUAAAAAAGCGUGAUACGUCCGAGCGUUUCCUUCUUCCCCUCCCCUUUCCUUUCUCUGUCGUCGAUCUUUAUAUUUCCAUACGGGUAUUUUACAUAUUCCGAUACGCAAAUCCCAAAUAAUACCUUUCUUUCUUUCUACGACUGCUAAGGGAAAGCCAAUAUUUUAUUGCUUCAAACUCUCUUAUUUUGUUGGGAAACUCCUCCUUCUCAUUUGGUUAAUUUUAUUUUAUGAUACACAUACAUACAUUAUACAUCAUUACAUCAUAGAUAUAUAUAUAUAUAUAUAUAUAUAUAUAUAUAUAUAUAUGGUUGCGUCGUUUAAAUCUCUCUUCUGUUCGGGAUCGGAUCUGAUCUGAUCUGAUCUGUGGACUACCGGAUCUGACGCUUGCUCUGUAUCCCCCGCUGCUGCUGCUGGGAUUAUAAUUAGAGCGACUUUAUCAAUAGAAAAAUUUGAACAAACUCCAUAGGUGAAGAAGAAGAAGGAAUGGAACAGAGCGAGAAGAAGUCCGGGGCGGCAGUGUCCGAUGUGGGAGCUUGGGCCAUGAACGUCAUCAGCUCCGUCGGAAUUAUCAUGGCAAACAAACAGCUCAUGUCCUCAACCGGUUAUGCUUUCAGUUUUGCCACUACUUUAACUGGAUUCCACUUCGCUGUAACUGCACUGGUUGGAUUGGUGUCCAAUGCUACUGGUUAUUCUGCAUCCAAGCAUGUUCCACUUUGGGAGCUUCUAUGGUUCUCCGUUGUUGCCAAUAUGUCUAUCACUGGGAUGAACUUAAGCCUCAUGCUUAACUCCGUUGGCUUCUACCAAAUUUCAAAGUUGAGCAUGAUUCCUGUGGUCUGUGUGAUGGAAUGGAUACUUCACAGUAAGCAUUACUCAAGGGAAGUAAAAAUUGCUGUUGUCGUUGUGGUUAUAGGUGUUGGUGUUUGUACCGUAACUGAUGUCAAAGUAAAUCUCAAAGGUUUUAUAUGUGCCUGUUUAGCGGUUUUGUCAACAUCCUUGCAGCAAAUUACCAUAGGUUCACUGCAGAAGAAGUAUUCAAUUGGAUCAUUUGAAUUAUUGAGCAAGACUGCUCCAAUUCAAGCGCUCUCUCUUCUUAUUUUUGGUCCAUUCAUCGAUUACUACCUUAAUGGCAAAUUUAUAACAAACUACAAGAUGUCUUCUGGCGCCAUUUUUUUCAUACUUCUUUCAUGCUCACUGGCUGUGUUCUGCAAUGUGAGUCAGUAUCUCUGCAUUGGACGUUUCUCAGCUGUUUCCUUCCAGGUUUUAGGUCACAUGAAAACUGUAUGUGUCCUUACAUUGGGGUGGCUGCUCUUUGAUUCAGAGCUGACUUUCAAGAACAUUAUGGGGAUGGUCAUUGCAGUUGUUGGCAUGGUAAUUUAUAGUUGGGCUGUUGAGGUUGAAAAGCAAUCAAAUAACAAGACCUUACCCCAUAUGAAAAACAGCCUAACGGAAGAGGAAAUUAGACUUUUGAAGGAGGGGUUGGAUAAUACAACUGUUAAGGAUGUUGAACUUGGUGAGUCUAAAGGAUAGAAUUAACUUACAUUCGGCCAGCAAAGAAGGGGAAUAGGACUUUUUGGAAAGUGAAUACGAUUUUUUUUUUUUUUUCCGUCUUCUUUACUUCCAUCUUUGUAUUUACUAUUUAUGCUUCAUUCAUGUGGCAGCGAGACACGGUGUCCAUCUGCCUAUCCUUGCACAAGUCCAUGUUAGAAUUAUGUUCUGGUUCUCUGAAAGUGUGUCAUUUAUUUCGUAUAAUUUUUUUAAUUUUUCUAA
Molecule: messenger RNA, 1832 nt
Organism: Ziziphus jujuba (common jujube)
Lineage: Eukaryota; Viridiplantae; Streptophyta; Magnoliopsida; Rosales; Rhamnaceae
Product: UDP-rhamnose/UDP-galactose transporter 1
Exons: 5
Coding region: 549-1592 (347 amino acids)
Cellular component (GO): Golgi apparatus
Molecular function (GO): antiporter activity; UDP-galactose transmembrane transporter activity
Source: RefSeq, a predicted model, not a curated record